GGACCGAACAGUUUUGACGUCCCAACUAUUGUGCACCCAGCUCUGUUCUUGAGCGGGCUCAUGCCCACGAGCAACGCGACCUUGUUCUACCAGGGAAACGAGGAGAGCCAGCUCAGCAACAGACAGCUGAUUGUUCCAUCGGGAGGCACGCUCGGUGGAGGGUCAUCGAUAAACCUUAUGAUGUACUCGAGGGCUCAACGCGUCGACUUCAACUCGUGGAACACGUCUGGUUGGUCAACUGAAGAAAUGCUACCUUACUUGAAGAAGCUCGAGACGUAUCAUGGCCCAGGCCCACAGGCUGUCCACGGCUUUGACGGUCCCAUCAAUGUCUCCGGCGGGACCUACCGUGUCAACAGGUCUGAACAGGAUUUUAUCCAAGCCGCAGGCCAAGUUGGGUAUCCCGAAAUUGAAGACUUGGCAGCCCUUGACUUCAAUAAUGGCGUCCAACGCGCAUUACGCUAUAUCGCACCGGAUGGCAAGCGGCAAGACACUGCCUAUCGAUAUCUCCACCCGAGACUUCAAAGCGGCAAAUACCCCAAUCUACAUGUCGUUGUAGAUUCCCAGGUGAAGCGGGUUCUGUUUGAAAACCAGAAAGCUUCCGGGGUCGAGUUUAGGCCUAAUCCGAAGGUUCACCUAGACACCGCCUCCCGUACCGUUCAAGCAAGGAAGAUGGUGAUCGUGUCUUGUGGGGCCCUCGGGACGCCAUCCGUUCUAGAAAGAUCUGGUGUGGGCAACCCUGAGAUUCUGAAAAAGGCCGGGGUCGGAGUAAUCGCCGAUGUUCCUGGCGUCGGUGCCAAUUACCAGGAUCAUCAUUUAAUGAUCUAUCCAUACCUGUCCAGCUUGAAUGAAAACGAGACUAUCGACGCUCUUGUUGGCGGACGUAUGGAUCCUGUUGAGUUGAUCAAGCAGAACGCCUCCAUCCUUGGCUGGAACGCUAUGGACAUUACGUGCAAGCUACGACCCACGGAUUCGGAUGUUUCUGCCAUGGGAUCAAAGUUCCAGGAGGCCUGGGACAAGGAGUUCAAGAACGAGCCAAACAAGCCACUUGCACUGGGGUCUCUCGUCAAUGCGUUCCCGGGAGAUCCAUCCACCGUCCCUGCCGGCCAGUACUUUGCCAUGUCGGUUUUCACUGGAUACCCUUACUCUCGUGGAUCGAUACACAUCACUGGGCCAGAGCUUGAUGACAGGCUUGAUUUCACUACAGGUUUCUUCUCCGAUGCCCAAGGUAUGGAUAUCAAGAAGCACAUAUGGGCGUACAAGAAACAGCGGGAGAUCUUCCGCCGGAUGAAGACAUACCGCGGUGAGCUGCCGGGCGGUCACCCGACUUUCGCGCCCAAUUCCAAUGCCGCACAUGUGCAGUUGGACGAUGGCCACACCGGAGACGUCCAGGACAUUAUUUAUACGGCAGAGGACGACAAGGUGAUUGAAGACUGGUUGCGUUCUCACGUGGAGACGACGUGGCAUUCGAUGGGAACGUGCAAAAUGGCGCCUCGCCACGAAAAUGGCGUGGUGGACCAGUGUCUCAACGUUUAUGGAGUGAAACGUCUAAAGGUUGCUGACUUGAGCAUCCCGCCUCGCAACGUCGCCGCGAACACCAUGAAUACGGCGGUAGCUAUUGCAGAGAAAGCAUCCGAUAUGUUCCUGGAAGAGCUGGGCUUGUGCUCAAAGGCUGGCCGCUAG
Messenger RNA from Trematosphaeria pertusa, 1680 nucleotides. Its product is annotated as GMC oxidoreductase. Gene Ontology annotation, molecular function: oxidoreductase activity, acting on CH-OH group of donors; flavin adenine dinucleotide binding. NCBI's taxonomy places the organism in Eukaryota, Fungi, Ascomycota, Dothideomycetes, Pleosporales, Trematosphaeriaceae. Bases 61 to 1680 code for a protein of 539 amino acids. The record is from RefSeq and is a predicted model, not a curated record. The transcript is spliced from 4 exons.